AGCAGCAGGGUUUUGCAUUUGCUCAAGCCAGAAGGAUGAAGGUCAGCUUGGGCAGGAUGCCCUUCAAAGGAAGCCUGGUCUUUGUCUUGGCGGUGACUCUACUUUUCCCAGAUGUGAUAUCCAUGAGCAUUCGAAUACCUGUUGAGACAACUGUUGCUGUUACCCCAACUGUGGCCAGUGGAUCAGAAGAAGAGGUUCUUGAAAAGGAAGACCCUUUAGAUAAAUACAACCUCAAAUCUGAUGAGUUGGAAAUCGAUUCCAAUGAGGAGAGCUUGACUGAACUUGAUUCCUGGGAUAAUGUUGGAACUAUUAUACCAGGCCAAGAAGAAUUGGACUUCCCACAAGAUAACAGAACAGGGGAAUACAAUAAGGAGCAAGAAGCUAGUUUGUGGGGAUUUUUAAACACACCAGAAGCCAGUAUCACCAAAGAUGAAAAUCUGAAGACGACUGCAGAUGAGGAGGAAGAUUCUCUUGCCCUAUUAAGUCUCCUUGUUAAAAGAGCUCUUGAAGAUGAUGAUGGGGCUAAUGAACCAGAAGCCCUCAAUGAAGAUGAGGAGGAGAGUGAACCUGAAGCAGAGGCCAUAGAUGAGGAUGACUUUUCUUUCUCUGAUUUGCCCAAGAUUUUUGAGUCUUUAAUAAAGGCUUUCUCUGGCUCUCCAGGGUCUGAGCCUCCUCCGCCAGAGGAUUUCUUCUCUUGGUUCCCUUCUCUAAAGGAGCUUCUGGAUCCCACAAAGGAGGAGCCUGCUUCAGUUACCAGUUCACCAAGAAACAGCAUCACGCAGCCAGAAAGAAGGUCUGGUCUCCCUACUCCAUUGGAGCCAGCUCUGCAAAUGGCCCCGGCCUUCGCAUCUGCGCAACCAGAUGAAUCAGAGAACCUCCCCUCCCUCUCAAAUUUCUCUAUUGCUUCUAUUAUUCCAACUUUCCCUACCGACUCCACCCCCUCAAAUGAGUGAGCAUUUUCUCUCAGAUGUCCCAGACUCUGAAGAGAGAUUUGAUUAAUCAGGAAUAUGUAAGCUUACUUUUUCCUCCUCUUCCUGGAGAUUGAGACAAUAAAGAUGCCGGUUAAGGAAGAUUUUUGGGUGGGGGAAGAACAUCAUCCCCGAUCUUUUGUUUUUGCUUUUAAAGGGGUUUGAACAAAGCACAAUAGAUGCUUUUAAUGUGACUUUUUUUUUUUUUGGAAGGGAAAGGGAAUGUGAUCUUGUAUGCAUAGCAAUCCUUUGAAUUUUCUUUCCACUAAAGUUGGAAAUGCCC
This is a messenger RNA of Candoia aspera, 1251 nucleotides long. RefSeq lists its product as uncharacterized. The record is from RefSeq and is a predicted model, not a curated record. NCBI's taxonomy places the organism in Eukaryota, Metazoa, Chordata, Lepidosauria, Squamata, Candoiidae. The transcript has 2 exons. Bases 36 to 953 code for a protein of 305 amino acids.